AAUUAUUUCUAUAUUGUAGACUUGAAUAUCGACGUUUUAACAACAAAUUAUGAAACGUUUUCCAUCGAAGAAGACACUGGCAUGUGGACAUUUCUCCUAGCGGAGAUCAAUGGUUUGUCGGUUGGAAUGGAUGUUCCUCAGCCAAAGGGUUUGAAAGUUUGGGAUCGGUUCAGAACUUCAGUGGGCACAAUCAGAAGUUCCCCGAGUUAGAGUAAACGAUUCUCGUCUGAACAGUUCUCCACUACAAGCGAUUGCGGUAUUCGUUUAAAGGAUCAAGCGAAGCUGCAUUUUGUCUACGCUCUGCCUGUGAACACGGAUCUUCUUAAAAAGUUUCAAGAGUUUUCUGAUGUGGAUUGCGACCUGGGGAUGUAUUUUGAUGUUCAAAGAUCGAUCUGGUGGUCUUAAUCUAAAGAAGAAGCAGAGUACUUUGGGAAAAAGGAAUAGCUCUGAUACAGUUGGAACGCAAUCAAAGAAUACGCGGGAUAUUCGAGAUGAUGAUGAUGAUAAGAAGGAUGUGAAACCACGACCAACAUCAAAGAAUCAACUGCUCGACUCUGUCAAAAUGUCUGCAGUUCUUGACACUUUUCUGACCGUCAUUUAAAAAAUUAAGACAAAUUAGUUGGAUGAGCUUCGCCAACGAAUGGAACAUGCUCUGUUGGCUUCCGAUCAGAAAAGAAUUUCCAUCAAGGAUAUCAAAGAAAUGCUCGAGGGAGUAUUGGAAAAGAUGGACAUUUGAUGAGCCACUUCUUCGAAAUCCUACAACAAAGCCUCCUACUCGUACUUUGUAAAUAAAGACUUUCAUGA
Caenorhabditis elegans is the source of this 804-nucleotide messenger RNA. Lineage: Eukaryota; Metazoa; Nematoda; Chromadorea; Rhabditida; Rhabditidae. The record is from the annotation of a RefSeq genome assembly.